CCAUACCCAGACUAGAAAGGGUUUGACUGUGGUGUGGUAAGCUUCAUCAACCAAGGGAGAGAGCGAGAGCUGAAAAACGACUUCGGAAGAACAGCUUAGAACAGCGUUUUUUGGUUGUCACUGUCUAAGAUCAAUCAUGAUGUUCGGCAAGACGUGGGUUUUUACAGUUGUGGUGAUGGUCCUAUUGGCGACGUCGGGCACCGAGGGCUUUCGAAUUCGCAACCCCAAGUCUAAAAACACUCCGCAGAAAUCUACGGUUACGAAGGAUCGGCCCACUCAGCAGAAAUCGGCGACUGCAAUUACAAAGGAUCUGCCCAUCAAUGGUCAAAAUUACCGAGAGAUGGAAGAAUUGAAGGCACGAGUUGGAAGCUUGGAGCGCACCGUAGGCAGCAUGUCCCGGACCAUGGGGCAGAUCGGACUCAAGAUGAAGGAAACGGAGAUCUCUCGUGACCGACUCGAUCCAGACGAUGUGCGCCAAAUGCGUGAGAGGUUGGAGACAAUGAUUCACAGGGUAGACAACUUGGAUGAGUGGCGCUCACGGCAAGGUGGUGAAGAAAGCAGCAAUGCCAACGCCGGCGGCCAAUCGAAUGACAAUGAAGAGCAGCCGGAGGGACCUGUCAUCCCGCGCCCCAUGCCGGGAUUGUUUCCCGGAGGUGAAGAAGACGACCAGGAGCAAGGGGCCGGAGGCACCAGUGAAGGUAGCGACCAAAGUCAAGAGGGUGAUCUCACCGAGGAUGGGGACGGCGGUAACACAGGUGAUGGGCGUCUCCCCCUGUUCCCUAACGUCGGAAUUCCUGGACCCAACCCCGGUCCACCGAGUCCACCGGGCGAUUUCAACGAGGGUGAUGACGGCGACAACACAGGUGUUUCAUUCCAGAAUGGGCGUCUACCCAUAUUCCCCCCUAACUUCGGACAUGGGGGCGAUCUUCCCAACAUCAUGCCCCAGGUUUUUCCUCCCAUCUAUGACUCAGAGCAUCCUCCCAACCCUGAGCCACAGAUCCUUCCCAUCCCUGGCCCACAGCAUGUUCCCAACCCUGAUGGGCCCGAGAUCCUUCCUCCCCUCCGUGGCCCAGUGUUUGGCCCCAACCCUGGCCCAGCGGGCGCCAGUGACGGUGGUGAUGAUAGCGAAGAGGUGGGUGGGAUCAUUCCGAGUGGUUUCAGUGAGAUGCUCGAUCGCUUUCGUGGAAUGGGUCUAGCUCCACCCCAGUGGCAGCCCGUAUACACGGAGGAGGAAGAGGAGCCACAGGAAGAGGAAGAGGAGGCAAUCGCACCACUGGAGCCAUCCAUCCAAAUGGGGCGGUCUAUGCCUGGUGGUUUUAACUUCCCCGGCUGAUGGCUCAGUAGACAGUGAAUAAAGAUGAAUAAAGGGGUGAGUUGAACGAAAACAGCAUGGUACCAACAAAGCAACGUAGAUUAGAGAAAACAGUUUAAAAAUGCAGAUUUUCAGCUUAGGAUGCCUACCAUUUGUGGAGAUUUUUUUUGCUAGGGAGACAUCAACGCGAGACAAUUGGGAAGAAACUAAUUACUGUUUGUACAGUUAUGAAAAUUAGGGUAAAGAUCUUGAGAUUGUGAUAAAAAUGGGAUUUCACUUCAUUCUCUUGUAACUUGUAAAAUGUUUAAGUAAUGUGAAAUUGAUUGGGAAACAUUAAGGUAAUAAAACCUGUGACAUUUUUCUGAAAAAAAUCCUACUAUGAAACAAUAUGUUACUGGUGACCUAGAAUUAUAAGCAUUCCCCAAUAACAUGGCUAGACUUGUCAGAAACUAUAUUGUCAUUGGUGAGAAAUCUGUGUUUGGUUUGGAUUUGGUUUGUAAGCUUUAAGUACGGUGUUUUGAUAUGCGUAGGUGCCUGUUUGUUGAAAUGUGUACACAACUUUGCUUUCUUUUCUUUUCUAAAACGCGCCAUCACUCACUGAUGGUAACAUAUGAAAUAGUAAAUUUGUGAUUUUGUUGGCACUGCUUGAAAUAAAUGACUAACAAGCUUGA
Branchiostoma floridae (Florida lancelet) is the source of this 1983-nucleotide messenger RNA. RefSeq lists its product as uncharacterized. The transcript is spliced from 4 exons. The record is from RefSeq and is a predicted model, not a curated record. Lineage: Eukaryota; Metazoa; Chordata; Leptocardii; Amphioxiformes; Branchiostomatidae. The coding region runs from base 137 to 1333 and encodes 398 amino acids.